AUGCAGACGUUCGACCGUUCGGAUGUUACCUGUUCGGAAGGUGAGGGGCAGAAGGACACAGCCGUGUUCCUCGUCGAGGCCGGGGGCACUCUGAAGAACGCCAUUAUUGGUAAGAACCAAAAGGAAGGAGUGCACUGUGAUGACCAUGACUGUACCAUUGAGAAUGUGUGGUGGGACGACGUGUGUGAAGACGCUCUGAGUGUCAAGGGCGGAACCGCUUCCAGUGUGACUACAGUCACUAAUUGCGGCGCCCGAUCGGCCUCGGACAAGGUGGUGCAACACAAUGGUCAGGGCACAGUCAACAUCGACGGCUUCUACGCCGAGGAAUUUGGUAAACUCUACCGUUCGUGCGGUACUUGUGGUGACGUUCCCCGCAUCGUGACAAUCAAGAAUGUGUACGCGGUAGACCCUCAAGUGAGUGUCAUCACGGUGAACAAAAACUACGGUGACAAGGCUACACUUAGCAACAUUUGGGUCAAGACUUCGGACGGCAGCAACGAAGUCAAGGUCCCAGGGAGGAGCCAAACCCUUAAACCUUGGUGA
Phytophthora infestans T30-4 is the source of this 543-nucleotide messenger RNA. RefSeq names its product polysaccharide lyase, putative. The coding region runs from base 1 to 543 and encodes 180 amino acids. The record is from RefSeq and is a predicted model, not a curated record. Gene Ontology annotation, biological process: pectin catabolic process. Gene Ontology annotation, molecular function: pectate lyase activity. NCBI's taxonomy places the organism in Eukaryota, Oomycota, Peronosporomycetes, Peronosporales, Peronosporaceae. The transcript has a single exon. Gene Ontology annotation, cellular component: extracellular region.